Messenger RNA from Lithohypha guttulata, 1902 nucleotides. RefSeq lists its product as uncharacterized. The record is from RefSeq and is a predicted model, not a curated record. Bases 1 to 1902 code for a protein of 633 amino acids. Gene Ontology annotation, biological process: anterograde axonal transport. Gene Ontology annotation, cellular component: mitochondrion. The transcript is spliced from 4 exons. NCBI's taxonomy places the organism in Eukaryota, Fungi, Ascomycota, Eurotiomycetes, Chaetothyriales, Trichomeriaceae.
AUGUCUGAGCCAAACGUUUCUUCCGAGGUAGCAGAGACUGUCGUACCAAUCAAGGUGCCACAACCAGAUGAAGGCGCACCACCUUCAUUGGCACAGCCUGCAUCAGGUCCAGCUGCGGAGAUGCAUGGAGCUCUACACGGUGACGCGCCCAAAUCAGCCGAAACCAAGACCACUGAGGAAACAUCAGUCGUCAAUGGUACAGCGGACACAGCAAACACAGCAGACACGGCUGGAGCCAAUACCGAUAAAGUGGAGAAAGAGCCUGUAACCAGCAAGGAAACAGCGCCAGAAGAGAAGCCUACAGCUACAGACGCCGACACAGAAAUGAAGGACGUUACUUCUACCGAACCUGCUCCAGCUGCUGGAUCUGCAACCGAUGCCAAUGGCGCCUCUGCGGCCAAGUCGAAGCGCAAGUCUUCAGCUGGUGUACCGGAGCACCGGACCAAGUCGUUGAAGAAGAAGCAAUCUAAGCAGAAAAUCACAAAUCUGGAUGCGAAGCCCGGCGAAUACUAUCUAGCUCGCCUGCGCAGCUAUCCUCCAUGGCCAUCCAUCAUCUGCGACGAGGCAAUGCUGCCAGAUGUGCUCUUGAAUACACGACCAGUGACUGCUAUGCUGGCAGACGGAACUUGGAAAGAGCCGUACGCUGACGGUGGUAAGAAAGUGACAGAUCGGUCGUUCCCAGUCAUGUUCCUGCACACGAACGAAUUCGGCUGGAUACCGAACACUGAUUUGACACCGCUUGAGCCUGACCAGUGCAAGGAUGUGCCCGAAAAGGGCAAGUCCAAGACUCUAAUUGAGGCAUAUAAGGUCGCAGCAGAGGACCACGAUAUUCAACAUUUCAAAAACCUUCUCAUGGAGCAUGAUGCUUUUCUUCAGAAAGAGGAAGAUGCAAGACAACAAAAAGAAACCGAGAAGGCUGAAAAAGCCGCCACGGCUGAGAAAAAGAAACGCAAGUCAGAGGUAAAAGUUGACGACGAUGACGUCGAAAUGGAAGAUGCCACAGAGACAGCUCCGAAGAAGUCCUCGAAGAAGCGAAAGAAGGACGUUGAGGGUGAUGAGGAGGGUCCAGAAAAGCCUGCGAAGACCCCCAAGACAACGAAACUUAAGCUGACCACCGGCAAGACACCCUCGACCGACAAGAAGACGGACAAGAAAACACCCAAGGCGAAGUCUGACAAGAAAAAGAAGGCUCAAGACUCUGAGGAAGAGCAAGAGAUGGAGAAAGAAGAAGUCGCGCCUGUCGACCCUGUGCAAGCACGCAAGGAUCGUGAGAAGGAAGUCUUAUUCCUGCGACACAAAUUGCAGAAAGGCUUCCUUUCUCGAGACCAGGAGCCAGCAGAAGACGAGAUGCCACAGAUGGCUACCUAUAUCAAGAAGCUCGAAGCUUAUGGUGAUACUCUGGAAGUCAGCAUCAUUCGCCAGACCAGAGUCAACAAGGUCUUGAAGGGUAUUCUCAAACUGAACACGAUUCCGAAGGACGAAGAAUACCAUUUCAGAGAACGUUCGGUCAAAUUACUGGGUGCUUGGAACCAACUGCUUGGUGCUGAGCCUGCGGACGCUGAAAAGUCGGGAGCUAAAGACGAUAAGGCUAGUUCUCCCAAGACCACCUCUAAUGGUACACACAAAGAAGCUGAGGAGAAAGCAGAAGAGAAGAUUGAGGAUAAGGUCGAGGAGCCUGCAGAGAACACAGUUUCGACCGAAGAAGCAGUGAAUAAAAUUUCUGCCGAUGUUCCUGGUGAUGCAGGUGACAAGGCUGCAGCAAUCGAGGAGAUUCAGAAAAAUGAAAACCCGGCGGAAGAAGUGAAAACCACUACACCAGCCGCUCCGGCAGUAGAGGACAAAGCUCCUGCAUCGGCUGAAGGAGCUGCAGUGGCUCAGGACGUUGUGAAAGCCAACGAGUAG